CACUCUUCAACCCCCUUGAACCCCAACUCACUCCCGCUGCGGUGAAAUAUGGACUCGCGCAAUCCUCCACAAUGGCGUUCUGGCUCUAGCCGCCUUUCAUCGCGCCCAAAUCCUCCUUCAAUAGUUCCUGCGAAACGGCCUGCGAACUCAACCCAACAAGACCAGCCUGCGAAACGAUCAACGGCUGCGCAAGAGGAGGCUUGGGUUGCAGAUGAGGAUCGCUUCGUCCUACAGCAGGCAAAGAAGAAGGCGGCGAUACGCGUCAAAGGAGGACGAGCAAAACCUAUUGACUGGCUUGCUGUCACACUUCGUUUCAUUGACUCCACAAAGACGGCCCUGGAUGACGAAGUGGAGGAUCACGAGUUGGAAAUCGUUGAUCCGGAAGGAGUAUUUGAGAGCCUUGGCGACGAAGAGCUGGCCGAUCUAGAGAAAGACAUUGACAAUUUCCUUACUUUGGAGACCAACCGGAGCAAUCGCGAUUAUUGGAAUGCUAUGAAGAUUAUUUGCAAAGACCGCCGGAGGAGCGCUAGAUCUGCGCAAGCCGAGGAACGGGCUGCCCACUCUGUCCGGACUGAUAUUGAUAAGAUGCUAGCCCCAAAAUCGUACAAGGAGCUGGAGACCCUGGAGGCACAGGUUAAGAAGAAGUUGGGUGAGGAUGAGGACAUUGACUUCGAAUACUGGGACUCGCUGUUACGCAAUCUGCGGGUCUGGAAGGCCAAGGCAAAAUUGCGCCUUGUAUCUCAGGAAAUCAUCAGCGAGCGACUUCAGGCAGUACGGAAGCAACAGCAGGAGGCUGCCAUAUCAGCGCAGGAGAAGCUACAACAACUUCUCAUAGGCGCUGAGGCUUCAACCGAGGAGCCAGCGAGCGUUGUCAAGUACAGCUCGGAACUAGACCCAGAGCCAAUGUUGAAGCUGCGCCCGGAAGAUAAGAAUCUUGAGCAGCUAGACGAUAAGAAGUUCUUAGAAACAAUUGUGAACGAGCGACGGAAGAUCUUGAAACUGGGUUACGUUCCAAUGCGGAACAAAGCUCAGGCCUCUUCUGCCAACCAAUUGGUUACAAAGCCCACACAGCUUAGCUCCAUCGGUGUGUCGAGAUUUGCUCCUGUCGAUAACGAAGACUUUUCACAAGCAACCAAGGCUCUUUAUGACAGAGAAGUAGCGAAAGGAGUCAAUGAAGACGAGGAGAUCUUCACUGGAGAAGAAGAGCUUGCGUCGACGGCGACGCCACAGUGGGCCGACAAGUACCGUCCCAGGAAACCACGAUAUUUCAAUCGGGUCCAGAUGGGCUACGAAUGGAACAAAUACAACCAGACCCACUACGAUCACGACAACCCACCUCCCAAAGUUGUCCAAGGUUACAAGUUUAACAUUUUCUAUCCUGACCUGAUCAAUACUUCAAAAGCACCAACCUACCGGAUCGAACGCGAGAAUGGCAGAAAGCGUGGCCAAUCCUUUGCGCCGGCUGGACAGGAUGACACAUGCCUCAUCCGCUUCAUUGCUGGACCGCCAUAUCAGGAUAUCGCUUUCAGAAUCGUUGACAAGGAAUGGGACUACAGUGCCAAACGAGAACGUGGGUUUAGGAGCAGUUUCGAAAAGGGUAUCCUACAACUUCAUUUUCAAUUCAAGAAGAUAUAUUAUCGAAAAUGAGCCUUAACAACUCGUUAUCUCGUAUCCCACCGGGGCUAUUUCCAUUUUCGGCCCCUCAUAUCACCACAAGAUAUAGCGAAGAAAGCUCAUGCAAGACUUGCACUUUAUGGCGGUCAGACUGAGCCACUUUACCAGACCGAGCAGACAUUGGAUCUCCCAACUAGCGGUGGGCUGUCGGUAUUCAUCACCCCAGGAAUGGCCGGCUGUAUGUAUCAUUCGAGCUGGGGUUGGAACGUAUCUAGCCAAUCAAGUGCAAACCUGUUGCAGAAUACCCAACUGGGUAUGAAACGUACUCCCUGGCCGGAGAAUAAGGCCGUAAGAUUGUGUCACAUUAACAAAGGUGCACAACCCAAAUCGGCUGCCUACUGUCGC
Molecule: messenger RNA, 2019 nt
Organism: Lindgomyces ingoldianus
Lineage: Eukaryota; Fungi; Ascomycota; Dothideomycetes; Pleosporales; Lindgomycetaceae
Exons: 5
Coding region: 49-1647 (532 amino acids)
Biological process (GO): mRNA cis splicing, via spliceosome
Cellular component (GO): cytoplasm; spliceosomal complex
Molecular function (GO): protein binding
Source: RefSeq, a predicted model, not a curated record